Messenger RNA from Columba livia (rock pigeon), 7775 nucleotides. Its product is annotated as cubilin. NCBI's taxonomy places the organism in Eukaryota, Metazoa, Chordata, Aves, Columbiformes, Columbidae. Bases 43 to 7620 code for a protein of 2525 amino acids. The transcript has 43 exons. The record is from RefSeq and is a predicted model, not a curated record.
CUAUAAAUUCUGGUUCUCUCCGAGAUCGGGAGCUCCACGGAGAUGGCUGCCAACAUGAUCUUGUUUUGGAUGGUGAUGAUAAGUCUCCAAACUCAGGCAGAUGCAGAAGAAACACCAAGUGUAAUUCUCCCAGGACCACAUCAGUCCACUGCUUUGGAUGACUCCUGUGGUGGUUGGCUUGAUGGAUUGUCAGGCACAUUCCAGAGCCCUGGCUACCCCAACACCUACCCCAACAACGCCCGCUGUACGUGGAUCAUCCAGCUGCCAGAUCCUAAUCUGGAAGUUCAGCUCACAUUCUUGGAUGUUGAGCUAGAAGGCACCAGCUGCUCGUUUGACGCCAUCAAAGUCUAUGAUGGUGGGUCCACAGACAGCCCACUCCUGGGGUCUGUUUGCAGCAAUGACUCUCGCCUCUUUUAUUCAUCUGGGCAACAGCUGACAGUCCUGUUUUACAGUGACAGCAGUGUCACUAAGAGAGGUUUUCAGGCCUCCUACAACUCAGUGGCCAACUCCUGCGGUGGCUUGCUUCAGGGUUUGUCCGGCACAUUCCAGAGCCCUGGCUACCCUAACACCUACCCCAACAGUGCCCGCUGUGUGUGGAUCAUCCAGCUGCCAGCUUCUAAUCUCGAAGUUCAGCUCAGGUUCUUGGAUGUUGAGCUGGAAGGCACCACCUGCCAGUAUGACGCCAUCAAAAUCUACGAUGGCGGGUCCACAGACAGUCCACUCCUCGGAUCUGUUUGCAGCAAUGACUCUCGCCUCUUCUAUUCAUCUGGGCCACAGCUGACCGUCCUGUUUUACAGUGACGGCAGUGUCACUAAGAGAGGUUUUCAGGCCUCCUACAACUCAGUGGCCAGCUCCUGCGGUGGCUUGCUUCAGGGUUUGUCCGGCACAUUCCAGAGCCCUGGCUACCCCAACACCUACCCCAACAACGCCCGCUGUGUGUGGUUCAUCCAGCUGCCAGAUCCUAAUUACGAAGUUCAGCUCAGGUUCCUGGAUGUUGAGCUGGAAGGCACCAGCUGCUCGUAUGACGCCAUCAAAGUCUACGAUGGUGGGUCCACAGACAGCCCACUCCUGGGGUCUGUUUGCAGCAAUGACUCUCGCCUCUUCUAUUCAUCUGGGCAACAGCUGACAGUCCUGUUUUACAGUGACAGCGGUGUCACUAAGAGAGGUUUUCAGGCCUCCUACAACUCGGUGGCCAGCUCCUGCGGUGGCUUGCUUCAGGGUUUGUCCGGCACAUUCCAGAGCCCUGGCUACCCCAACACCUACCCCAACAACGCCCGCUGUGUGUGGUUCAUCCAGCUGCCAGAUCCUAAUUACGAAGUUCAGCUCAGGUUCCUGGAUGUUGAGCUGGAAGGCACCAGCUGCUCGUAUGACGCCAUCAAAGUCUACGAUGGUGGGUCCACAGACAGCCCACUCCUGGGGUCUGUUUGCAGCAAUGACUCUCGCCUCUUCUAUUCAUCUGGGCAACAGCUGACAGUCCUGUUUUACAGUGACAGCAGUGUCACUAAGAGAGGUUUUCAGGCCUCCUACAACUCGGUGACUGACUCCUGUGGUGGCUUGCUUCAGGGUUUGUCUGGGACAUUGCAGAGCCCUGGCUACCCCAGCACCUACCCCAACAACGCCCGUUGUGUGUGGUUCAUCCAACUGCCAGCUUCUAAUCUCGAAGUUCAGCUCACGUUCUUGGAUGUUGAGCUGGAAGGCACCAGCUGCUCGUUUGACGCCAUCAAAAUCUAUGACGGUGGGUCCACAGACAGCCCACUCCUGGGGUCUGUUUGCAGCAAUGACUCUCGCCUCUUCUAUUCAUCUGGGCAACAGCUGACAGUCCUGUUUUACAGUGACAGCAGUGUCACUAAGAGAGGUUUUCAGGCCUCCUACAACUCAGUGGCCAGCUCCUGCGGUGGCUUGCUUCAGGGUUUGUCCGGCACAUUCCAGAGCCCUGGCUACCCUAACACCUACCCCAACAGUGCCCGCUGUGUGUGGAUCAUCCAGCUGCCAGCUUCUAAUCUCGAAGUUCAGCUCAGGUUCUUGGAUGUCGAGCUGGAAGGCACCACCUGCCAGUAUGACGCCAUCAAAAUCUACGAUGGCGGGUCCACAGACAGCCCACUCCUGGGGUCUGUUUGCAGCAAUGACUCUCGCCUCUUCUAUUCAUCUGGGCCACAGCUGACCGUCCUGUUUUACAGUGACGGCAGUGUCACUAAGAGAGGUUUUCAGGCCUCCUACAACUCAGGGAACAACUCUUGCGGUGGCUUGCUUCAGAGUUUGUCCGGCUCAUUCCAGAGCCCUGGCUACCCCAAUGCCUACCCCAAUGAUGCCCACUGCGUGUGGCACAUCCAGCUGCCAGAGCAGAAUCUCAGAGUGGAGCUCCAGUUCUUGGAUGUCGAGCUGGAAGGCACUACCUGUCAGUAUGACGCUAUCGAGGUCUAUGACGGUGGGUUCACAGAUAGCCCGCUCCUCGGCUCCGUUUGCAGUAACAACCAUAGCGUCUUCACUUCCUCUGGUUCCCAGCUGACCGUCCUGUUUCGCAGUGACUUCAGUGUCACCCGAAGAGGUUUUGAGGCCUCCUACAGCUCGUUUCCUGCAUCCAAUAGCACACCAGGGAACAACUCUUGCGGUGGCUUGCUUCAAGAUUUGUCUGGCUCAUUCCAGAGCCCUGGCUACCCCAAUGCCUACCCCAAUGAUGCCCACUGCGUGUGGCACAUCCAGCUGCCAGAGCAGAAUCUCAGAGUGGAGCUCCAGUUCUUGGAUGUCGAGCUGGAAGGCACUACCUGUCAGUAUGACGCUAUCGAGGUCUAUGACGGUGGGUUCACAGAUAGCCCGCUCCUCGGCUCCGUUUGCAGUAACAACCAUAGCGUCUUCACUUCCUCUGGUUCCCAGCUGACCGUCCUGUUUCGCAGUGACUUCAGUGUCACCCGAAGAGGUUUUGAGGCCUCCUACAGCUCGUUUCCUGCAUCCAAUAGCACACCAGGGAACAACUCUUGCGGUGGCUUGCUUCAAGAUUUGUCUGGCUCAUUCCAGAGCCCUGGCUACCCCAAUGCCUACCCCAAUGAUGCCCACUGCGUGUGGCACAUCCAGCUGCCAGAGCAGAAUCUCAGAGUGGAGCUCCAGUUCUUGGAUGUCGAGCUGGAAGGCACUACCUGUCAGUAUGACGCUAUCGAGGUCUAUGACGGUGGGUUCACAGAUAGCCCGCUCCUCGGCUCCGUUUGCAGUAACAACCAUAGCGUCUUCACUUCCUCUGGUUCCCAGCUGACCGUCCUGUUUCGCAGUGACUUCAGUGUCACCCGAAGAGGUUUUGAGGCCUCCUACAGCUCGUUUCCUGCAUCCAAUAGCACACCAGGGAACAACUCUUGCGGUGGCUUGCUUCAAGAUUUGUCUGGCUCAUUCCAGAGCCCUGGCUACCCCAAUGCCUACCCCAAUGAUGCCCACUGCGUGUGGCACAUCCAGCUGCCAGAGCAGAAUCUCAGAGUGGAGCUCCAGUUCUUGGAUGUCGAGCUGGAAGGCACUACCUGUCAGUAUGACGCUAUCGAGGUCUAUGACGGUGGGUUCACAGAUAGCCCGCUCCUCGGCUCCGUUUGCAGUAACAACCAUAGCGUCUUCACUUCCUCUGGUUCCCAGCUGACCGUCCUGUUUCGCAGUGACUUCAGUGUCACCCGAAGAGGUUUUGAGGCCUCCUACAGCUCGUUUCCUGCAUCCAAUAGCACACCAGGGAACAACUCUUGCGGUGGCUUGCUUCAAGAUUUGUCUGGCUCAUUCCAGAGCCCUGGCUACCCCAAUGCCUACCCCAAUGAUGCCCACUGCGUGUGGCACAUCCAGCUGCCAGAGCAGAAUCUCAGAGUGGAGCUCCAGUUCUUGGAUGUCGAGCUGGAAGGCACUACCUGUCAGUAUGACGCUAUCGAGGUCUAUGACGGUGGGUUCACAGAUAGCCCGCUCCUCGGCUCCGUUUGCAGUAACAACCAUAGCGUCUUCACUUCCUCUGGUUCCCAGCUGACCGUCCUGUUUCGCAGUGACUUCAGUGUCACCCGAAGAGGUUUUGAGGCCUCCUACAGCUCGUUUCCUGCAUCCAAUAGCACACCAGGGAACAACUCUUGCGGUGGCUUGCUUCAAGAUUUGUCUGGCUCAUUCCAGAGCCCUGGCUACCCCAAUGCCUACCCCAAUGAUGCCCACUGCGUGUGGCACAUCCAGCUGCCAGAGCAGAAUCUCAGAGUGGAGCUCCAGUUCUUGGAUGUCGAGCUGGAAGGCACUACCUGUCAGUAUGACGCUAUCGAGGUCUAUGACGGUGGGUUCACAGAUAGCCCGCUCCUCGGCUCCGUUUGCAGUAACAACCAUAGCGUCUUCACUUCCUCUGGUUCCCAGCUGACCGUCCUGUUUCGCAGUGACUUCAGUGUCACCCGAAGAGGUUUUGAGGCCUCCUACAGCUCGUUUCCUGCAUCCAAUAGCACACCAGGGAACAACUCUUGCGGUGGCUUGCUUCAAGAUUUGUCUGGCUCAUUCCAGAGCCCUGGCUACCCCAAUGCCUACCCCAAUGAUGCCCACUGCGUGUGGCACAUCCAGCUGCCAGAGCAGAAUCUCAGAGUGGAGCUCCAGUUCUUGGAUGUCGAGCUGGAAGGCACUACCUGUCAGUAUGACGCUAUCGAGGUCUAUGACGGUGGGUUCACAGAUAGCCCGCUCCUCGGCUCCGUUUGCAGUAACAACCAUAGCGUCUUCACUUCCUCUGGUUCCCAGCUGACCGUCCUGUUUCGCAGUGACUUCAGUGUCACCCGAAGAGGUUUUGAGGCCUCCUACAGCUCGUUUCCUGCAUCCAAUAGCACACCAGGGAACAACUCUUGCGGUGGCUUGCUUCAAGAUUUGUCUGGCUCAUUCCAGAGCCCUGGCUACCCCAAUGCCUACCCCAAUGAUGCCCACUGCGUGUGGCACAUCCAGCUGCCAGAGCAGAAUCUCAGAGUGGAGCUCCAGUUCUUGGAUGUCGAGCUGGAAGGCACUACCUGUCAGUAUGACGCUAUCGAGGUCUAUGACGGUGGGUUCACAGAUAGCCCGCUCCUCGGCUCCGUUUGCAGUAACAACCAUAGCGUCUUCACUUCCUCUGGUUCCCAGCUGACCGUCCUGUUUCGCAGUGACUUCAGUGUCACCCGAAGAGGUUUUGAGGCCUCCUACAGCUCGUUUCCUGCAUCCAAUAGCACACCAGGGAACAACUCCUGCGGUGGCUUGCUUCAGAGUUUGUCCGGCUCAUUCCAGAGCCCUGGCUACCCCAACGCCUACCCCAAUGAUGCACACUGUGUGUGGAUCAUCCAGCUGCCAGAGCAGAAUCUCAGAGUGGAGCUCCAGUUCUUGGAUGUCGAGCUGGAAGGCACCACCUGCCAGUACGAUGCCAUCAAAGUCUACGAUGGUGGAUCCACAGACAGCCCACUCCUUGGCUCCGUUUGCAGUAAUGACUAUAGAUUCUUCACUUCCUCUGGGUCCCAGCUGACUGUCCUGUUUCGCAGUGACUAUAGCGUUGCUGGCAGAGGUUUCGAUGCCUAUUACACCUCAUUACUGAUUUCCAACAGUACCCCAGGGGACACCUCCUGUGGAGGCUUGCUUCAGGGUUUGUCUGGCUCAUUUCAGAGCCCCGGCUACCCCAACAACUACCCCAAUGAUGCCCGAUGCGUGUGGCGCAUCCAGCUGCCAGACCCGGAUCUCAGAGUGGAACUCCAGUUCUUGGGUGUCGAGCUGGAAGGCACUAGCUGCAUGUACGAUGCCAUCGAGGUCUACGAUGGUGGGUCACCCAGCAGCCCACUCCUUGCAUCUGUUUGCAGUAAUGACGCUCGCGCCUUUUUUUCAUCUGGGCCACAGCUGACCAUCCUGUUUCGCACUGAUAGCAGCAUUACUGCAAGAGGUUUUGAGGCCUCCUACAGCUCAUUUCCAGCUUCUGAGAACAACCCUGGGGCAGGCUUCUGCGGUGGCUUGCUUCAGGGUUUGUCUGGCUCAUUCCAGAGCCCCGGCUACCCCAACGCCUACCCCAACAACGCCCGCUGUGAGUGGACCAUCCAGCUGCCAGAGCCCAAUCUCAGAGUGGAGCUCCAGUUCUUGGAUGUUGAGCUGGAAGGCACCACCUGUCAGUUUGAUGCCAUUGAGGUCUAUGACGGUGGGUCCACAGACAGCCCGCUCCUCGGCUCCGUUUGCAGUAACAACCAUAGUGUCUUCAAUUCAUCUGGGUCCCAGCUGACCGUCCUGUUUCACACUGACCUCAGUAUCACCAGGAGAGGUUUUGAGGCCUCCUACCACUCAUUUCCAGGUUCCAACAGCAACACAGGGAACAACUCCUGCGGUGGCUUGCUUCAGGGUUUGUCCGGCUCAUUCCAGAGCCCUGGCUACCCCAACGACUACCCCAAUGAUGCCCACUGUGUGUGGCACAUUCAGCUGCCACAGCUGAAUCUCAGAGUGGAGCUCCAGUUCUUGGAUGUUGAGCUGGAAGGCACCAUCUGCCAGUUUGAUGUCAUUGAUGUCUAUGAUGGUGGGUCCAUAGACAGCCCGCUCCUCGGCUCCGUUUGUAGUAACAGCCAUAACGUCUUCAAUUCAUCUGGGUCCCAGCUGACUGUCCUGUUUCGCACUGACAGCACCGUCACACAGAGAGGUUUUGAGGCCUCCUACAGGUCAUUUCUUGUUUCCAACAGCACUGCAGGGAACAACUCCUGUGGUGGCUUGCUUCAGGGUUUGUCUGGCUCAUUCCAGAGCCCUGGCUACCCCAAUGACUACCCCAAUAACGCCCGCUGUGUGUGGAUCAUCCAGCUGCCAGAGCCCAAUCUCAGAGUGGAGCUCCAGUUCUUGGAUGUCGAGCUGGAAGGCACCAUCUGCCAAUUUGACACCAUCGAGGUCUACGAUGGCAGGUCCACAGAUAGCCCGCUCCUCGGGUCUGUUUGUAGUAACAAUAAUCUUGUCUUCUACUCAGCUGGGCCUCAGCUGACUGUCCUGUUUCGGACUGAUAGCAGCACUCCCGCAAGAGGUUUUGAGGCCUCCUACCACUCAUUUCUUACUUCCAACAGCAUCCCAGGGAACAACUCCUGUGGUGGCUUGCUUCAGGGUUUGUCUGGCUCAUUCCAGAGCCCUGGCUACCCCAACACCUACCCCAACAGUGCCCGCUGUGUGUGGCACAUCCAGCUGCCGGAGCAGAAUCUCAGAGUGGAGCUCCAGUUCUUGGAUGUCGAGCUGGAAGGCACCUCCUGCCGGUAUGAUGCCAUUGAGGUCUAUGAUGGUGGGUCCAUAGAUGGCCCGUUCCUUGGCUCCGUUUGCAGUAACGACCACAGUGUGUUCAGUUCAUUGGGGCCCCAGCUGACCGUCCUGUUUCGCACUGACAGCAGUGUCACGCUCAGAGGCUUUGAGGCUUCCUACAGUUCAUUUCCUGCAUCCAACAGCAGCACAGCCAGUCUCAGGAAGAGAACACCCUUGUCCCGAACAGCCGAUCAUGAAGACAGAAGAAAGAAAGAGGCAGAAAAGCCCAGAGGCCGCUCCAAAAUAUCAGGAUGGCAAAAGGCUGUACCAAAAGAACUCCCAAAUAGAGCUGCAUGGAAACAAAGCAGAAACGGGAACGAGUCUCCGUCUCUCCCUCCCGCUAGCCGGAAAAUCCCAACUCUCCUUAAAUAUGAAGCGUGAUGCUAACAGCAUGGAAUAUAUCUCAUUGAUCAGCCUGGAUGUCAGUCAAGGUCUGCCCCACCCAUACCCCCCUUCCUCACUGUCUCAUACCUGUGGGCAGGGUGCUCAGACAGACCUUGGCUUCCCGACAGCAACAAAUAAAAACAUUAAUUCUG